GCGGGACGAGGGCCAGAAAGCGGCCUCUGAGUGGCCGGGAGAGCGUGCCUGGGGGAAGCUGGCCCAGCGGGACGGAGUCAGGGCUGUCGGCGGAGCACCAGGGAGCCGGAGGGUCCGGCCAGAGGGCGCCCCCUCCCAUCAAGCUUAGCCGCCGGCCUGCUACGCAUGCGCAGCCGCUGCAGUAGGCUCUCCUCUCCGGCCGUUCCGCGGCCCUGCGCAUGCGCGGCCCGCCCCUGCGGCAGAGCGGCGCCCCGGGCGUGACUGCCCCCUGCCGGCUGCGGGUGGGGGGGCGUCCCGGCCGGGUCCGUGGAGCGGGGAACGGAACACGCGCCUUGGAGUUCGGAGCUGUCCGCAGAAGUCGCCUCCUGUGCAGGCCCGAGCCUUCUUCCACACCAUGAACACGUCCCCCGGCACGGUGGGCAGUGACCCGGUGAUCUUGGCCACUGCAGGCUACGACCACACAGUGCGGUUCUGGCAGGCGCACAGUGGGAUCUGCACCCGCACGGUGCAGCAUCAGGACUCUCAGGUGAACGCACUGGAGAUCACGCCUGACCGCAGCAUGAUCGCUGCUGCAGGUUACCAGCACAUUCGCAUGUAUGAUCUCAGCUCCAACAACCCCAACCCCAUCAUCAGCUAUGACGGGGUCAACAAGAACAUUGCGUCCGUGGGCUUCCAUGAGGACGGCCGCUGGAUGUACACGGGUGGGGAGGACUGCACGGCCCGGAUCUGGGACCUCAGGUCCCGGAACCUGCAGUGUCAGCGCAUCUUCCAGGUGAAUGCACCCAUUAAUUGUGUGUGCCUGCACCCCAACCAGGCGGAGCUCAUUGUGGGUGACCAGAGCGGCGCCAUCCACAUCUGGGACUUGAAAACUGACCACAAUGAGCAGCUGAUACCUGAGCCUGAGGUCUCCAUCACGUCGGCCCACAUUGACCCCGAUGCCAGCUACAUGGCAGCCGUCAACAGCACCGGGAAUUGCUACGUCUGGAACCUGACGGGGGGCAUUGGUGACGAGGUGACACAGCUUAUCCCCAAGACCAAGAUCCCAGCGCACACCCGCUACGCCUUGCAGUGCCGCUUCAGCCCCGACUCUACGCUUCUCGCCACCUGCUCGGCUGACCAGACGUGCAAGAUUUGGAGGACAUCCAACUUCUCCCUGAUGACAGAGCUCAGCAUCAAGAGCAGCAACCCGGGAGAGUCCUCCCGCGGCUGGAUGUGGGGCUGUGCCUUCUCGGGAGACUCGCAGUACAUCGUCACCGCUUCCUCUGACAACCUGGCCCGGCUGUGGUGUGUGGAGACGGGAGAGAUCAAGAGAGAGUAUGGCGGCCACCAGAAAGCUGUCGUCUGCUUGGCCUUCAACGACAGCGUGCUGGGCUAGCCCGUGCUCCCCUGGGAUUUCAGGUGGCUGUCCAAGGAGCACCUGCGGACUAGGUCUGCCCAGCUGCCCAGGUCAGAGUGAACCUCCAUGGGCUAGCCUCUACUAGCCUGGCCAGCUGGAACUGCCUGGCCUACCCUGGCUCCCUCGGCCGGCUUAGACUGGCCAGGCUAGUAUGCCCUGGGAUUCUCUCAGCUCCCAGUUGCUUAUGUGGAUGUGACGAGGCUCAGAAGCCUACUUGAGCUAACCUUCACUUAUUCCAGAAAUUCCAGAUCCACAGGGCCUGGAGGUCCCAGGCUGGUGCCCAACCCCAAGCCAGUGCUCCCCUGCCCCACUCUGCCCAUUUUAUGUCCCGAAGUC
This is a messenger RNA of Callorhinus ursinus (northern fur seal), 1732 nucleotides long. The record is from RefSeq and is a predicted model, not a curated record. NCBI's taxonomy places the organism in Eukaryota, Metazoa, Chordata, Mammalia, Carnivora, Otariidae.